Messenger RNA from Sardina pilchardus (European sardine), 2077 nucleotides. It is a transcript of the gene crebl2, whose product is annotated as cAMP responsive element binding protein-like 2. The transcript has 3 exons. Lineage: Eukaryota; Metazoa; Chordata; Actinopteri; Clupeiformes; Clupeidae. Gene Ontology annotation, biological process: regulation of DNA-templated transcription. The coding region runs from base 239 to 613 and encodes 124 amino acids. Gene Ontology annotation, molecular function: DNA-binding transcription factor activity. Gene Ontology annotation, cellular component: nucleus. The record is from RefSeq and is a predicted model, not a curated record.
UUUACAGGAAGGUAGGUUAGCAUGUUAGCAGUGUUGCUAAAAACAUUGAAGAGCACAGUUGUAAACAACGUCUGCGACAAUUGAUACCUGUGCAUAUGAGACGGUGUGUGAGUUAAGGGAUAUAUUUGUUACUUUAUCUCUUUGAAAACAUUUCGAAGAUAGUGUUGUAAACUUUAGCCUACGCUAGCCUGUUUUAAUAACAGUAACGUUAAGUCAACGUGGGGCUUGCUUAUCCAAAAUGGAUGACAGCAAGAUGAUGGGCGGAAAAAUCAAGAAACCCGGAAAGCGUGGCCGGAAGCCUGCCAAAAUCGACCUGAAGGCCAAGCUGGAGAGAAGCCGGCAGAGUGCCAGGGAGUGCCGAGCCCGAAAGAAGCUGCGCUACCAGUAUUUAGAGGAGCUGGUGUCCAGCAAGGAGAGGGCCAUCUGUGCCCUCAGAGAGGAGCUUGAAAUGUACAAGCAGUGGUGCUCAGCCAUGGACCAGGGCAAGAUCCCGUCAGAGAUCAAAGCUCUUCUUACGGGCGACGAUCAGAAGAUGCCACAGAGCUCCAGCACCAAAACGCCAAAGAAUGGAAAGUACAACUCCAGCGGCAACAGCCAGAGCAAAUCCACCUAAACCCAGAAGUCUGGAUCAUGAGCGCUUGUGAGAAAGUGUAGCCUCCUCUAUGAUGGGGGACUUGAACUGUGUAAAGGCCAAAUUAUCAGCUGCUGUUCCCUCCCAGGGCACAGUCACACUCUUUCCAGUGCAUUACUAUAUUGCCUUACAAAUGCACCCCUUUCAGCUUACAAGUGACCUCAAUAGGUACAGUCAGAAUUAGAAAUCAUGAUUACAGCAAUGGGUAACUCCAUGCUGUCAUGUUCAUCAUUACGUUUAAUUAAACCCUUGUGUUUUUGCUCUUGUACUGUAUAUGUGAGAUGCUCAGACAUACUGCAAAUUUAUAGCUUUGUUGUAACAUCAUAGGGGGAGAGUACAUUUGCUCAGUAAUGUUGUUCACAUCUGUUCCUUGUUUCUUAUUCUUUGAGGACUGACAUGUUUCUAAAUGUGACAAAUCUCCGGAUUAACUCUUGACCAUUUCACAUUCUUUGUUCCCAAACUCCUUUAUCCGUGCAUAUGGACUUCAUUAUUAUAGCAUUUUGGCGAAACGUAGCUCUUUGUUACAUAGUGUGGACAUAUGUAUGUAGGUCCUGUGCAAUUACUUGCGUGUUAAGAGAUGUUUGUUUUGUCAUGUGGCGGCAGUUGAGCAGAAUUUUGUUAAUUUGGUGAAAUCAUUUCUGGGCUUUCCCACCAUUUUCUUUCAUGUGAAUAUCUGUAUGUAAAUUUGUUCUACAUUGAAGCAUAUUUUAUUUUUGUAAAUAUUUAUUUGUUUACCCUCAUACUAUUUACUUAGGUUGAAAGUGUUUGCAACCUUUUCAGAUCUUCUUAUCUUGUUUCCUAACCAGUGUUUUGCACUUAACACUGCCCCCCUGUCAUCCCCAAGCAAAGAUAUCUAUUGAAAAUGUCUUGACCCUAGAAAAUCAAGUGAAAUUCUUGCUUUGGAUAAUGAUAAUGCACUUUAAGUACCACUGAGGUGGUCUGUGGGAAGCAGAGUGGCUAAUUUUGUCAGGUAUUGGAUAAAUGAAGGUUUAUAUUUUGUGCAGUUUCAUUCUUAUUUAAGACUCGGAUAGCAAAUAUACAUAAAGCACUUUGAUCUUUUAGUUGUUGCCCUUAACUCUUAAGAAUAUUAUUGUUGUUGUUAUAAAAUUGCUGUACUGUUGUUAAGUUUGGUUUGAGGACCUCCGUAGAAUUGCUUAUACAUUAUGCUAUUCCUUUCUUCAACUUAAAUGAUGGGCAACAUUUCAGUUGCAGUUUUUGCUUUAAAGGGACACUUCACCGAUUAGCAUUAAGCUUUGUAUCUUUAGAAAACCCGUCAUGUUUUUGAAUGGUCGUGCAUCAUUCCCUCAGUUUGCCUUGAGAUGGGAGAAAUACGGAUUUCAGUGAAACCCAUGAAUAGGACUUCCUGCUUUCAAUGAUGUAAAAUGAUGAUUUUUUACAUCAUUGAAAGCAGGAAGUCCAACAUUGAAAUCUGUAUUUCUCCCAUCU